Messenger RNA from Portunus trituberculatus (swimming crab), 753 nucleotides. RefSeq lists its product as uncharacterized. Bases 1 to 753 code for a protein of 250 amino acids. The transcript has a single exon. Gene Ontology annotation, molecular function: nucleic acid binding. Gene Ontology annotation, biological process: DNA integration. The record is from RefSeq and is a predicted model, not a curated record. NCBI's taxonomy places the organism in Eukaryota, Metazoa, Arthropoda, Malacostraca, Decapoda, Portunidae.
AUGUUCUGCAAGUACUUCCGGGAGGUGGGUGUCCCGCUUCGCCUAAGAACAGAUGGAGGCCCCCAGUUCACUAGCCAAGAGUUCCGUAGCUUCGCAGACCGAUGGGGCAUGCGACACAUUGUUACGUCCCCUCACUAUCCACAAGCUAACAGGCACGUGGAGGCUGCAAUGAAGUGCAUUAAGCACCUCAUACUGAAGGUGGCCCCAUCUGGAGACAUUGAUUGUGAGGAGUUUGAUCAAGGUUUGCUGGAGCUUCGCAACACUCCUAACUUCACCGGCCGCUCACCAGCGCAGAUGUUGUACGGCCGCCCACUUCAGUCAUGUGUCCCUGCCCACCCAGAUGCCUUCUCCAAGGAGUGGCAGUGCAGAGCCGAGGACUGUGACCGCCGUGCAGCUGUCCGUGCCGAAAGUGCAGCAGUACGGUAUGACAGCCAGGCACGGAAGCUCUCUAAGCUCAGUGUCGGCCAGCACGUCAGACUGCAGGACCCCAAAACUCACCGCUGGGACAAGGUCGGCAUUGUCAUGGGGGUUGGCAGAACCAGGACCUAUGAAGUGCGUGUCCCCAGUAGUCGGGUGUACUGGCGCAACCGUCGUUUCCUGCGUCCAGUGCCUCUACCCAACAACCCUCCGGAGUGUGGAGCCCAGUGCAGUGAGCCGCCAGUAGAAUUGCGCUGCUCAAAACGGCUCCAAGGCAGACUGCUCGAGACUGAGACUACAAGCGUGGAGGGGGGAGGGAGGUGUAUGUAUAUGUAA